AUGCUUGUCUCUUAUAUGCUUGAACAAUCGCAAACUGGGUUGGUCAUAGACCUCAGCUUUAACUCAUUCAACUCAAGGUUCCCUGUCUGGCUUGCCAACAUCAGCAGCCUGGUAUCCAUUGAUUUGAGCUUUAGCGGCUUGAAUGUUGGAAGAUUGCCACAUGUGUUUAGUGAAUUACCCAAUUUACGAUUCCUGAGACUUGUGAAUACUUUCAAAAAAGCACGUUGUUCUGAAAUUUUGAGGGGAAGCUGGAAGAAGAUAGAAGUUCUUGAUUUGACAUUGAAUCGUUUAUACGGAGAACUCCCUGCCUCCCUUGGAAACAUGACAUCUCUUACUCAUCUCAGUCUUUAUUGGAAUAAUAUCCAGGGAAGGAUUCCAAGUUCAAUUGGCAAACUUUGCAACCUGAAGUUUCUUUCCUUGAGGUUUAAUAACCUUACAGGAAAGAUACCUGAUUUCCAUGGAGAAUCAGUAAACUGCCCUUUUGAAAUUCCUUUCCCCAGCUUGCAGAUCUUAGUGCUGAGUUCAAACCAGUUGGUUGGUCAACUGCCAUAUUGGCUUGGUAGCCUUAAAAAUCUGGUUGUUCUUGAUCUGGAGUACAACUCACUUCAAGGUCCAAUCCCUGUUUUAGACAAUUUGAAAAAACUAGUUGUGCUCAAGCUUGCUGAAAAUGAACUGAAUGGUACUCUCCCUGAUAGUUUACAGCAACUUUCUGAGCUGUAUGAACUGGAUGUUUCAAACAAUCACUUGACAGGAAUAGUUUCUGAAUCACAUUUCUCAAAGCUAAGCAAAUUGAAAGACUUGGAUUUGUCUGGAAACUUUUUCAUUUUGAAUGUCACUUCCUUUUGGGUUCCUCCAUUUCAGUUGGAGUCUCUUUACAUUAGUUCAUGCCUUCUAAAUUCAUCAUUUCCUGUGUGGCUUAAAUCCCAAAGCAACAUCAUUUAUCUACAUUUCUCAAAUGUCAGUGUUUCAGGAAUAGUGCCAGAUUGGUUUUGGGAUAUGUCUGCUAAUCUAAAAGACUUGAAUGCUUCCUUCAACCAAUUACAAGGUAAAUUACCAAACCCAUCAAAAUUAUCUGCUGAUGUUAUGGAUUUGAGCUCCAACCUCUUUGAAGGGCACAUUCCUCUUCCUAGCUUCCCCAUAUCCUUACUUGAUCUUUCAAAUAAUCAAUUUUCUGCUCCUAUCCCAAAUAGGUUAGGCGAAAUCUUAGCAACAACAAGAUUCUUGUCUCUUUCAGGAAACCAACUCACUGGUGAGAUUCCAAUCUCUGUAGGAGAGAUGUUGUCAGCUGCAGUCAUUGAUCUUUCAAGAAACAAUUUAAGAGGCAGCAUUCCAUCCAGUUUAGGAAAUUGUUCUUCUCUGGAAGUUCUAGAUCUUCAAAAAAACUUAUUGUCUGGCAAGAUUACAGGAUCACUGAGUCAGCUAAAUAUGCUUCAAACACUUCACCUCAGCAGCAACAAAUUGUCAGGAGAAAUCCCAUCAUUUUUUCAUAAUUGGUCUAGUUUGGAAACUCUGGACCUUGGAGACAACAGGUUGACAGGAAAUAUCCCACCAUGGACAGGCAGUGUUUUCCCGAAUCUUAGAAUACUUAGCUUGAGGUCAAAUGCCUUGUCUGGAGAAAUUCCCUCAGAGCUUUCAGAUUUAAGCUCACUGCAAAUCCUUGACCUGGCAGAAAAUGAGUUGAAUGGAACUAUUCCAUCCAGCUUUGUCAAUCUCAGAGCAAUGGUUCAGAUUCAGCGGAUAAAUCAUUACCUAUUUUAUGGAAUGAGCUUCAGGCACUACUAUGAAGAAAGCUACAGUGCCAACAUAAAAAACCAGCAUCAAACAUUUAACAAGAUCCUCUCCAUUCUGACAAGUCUAGACCUUUCUGGAAACAAUUUGCAUGGACAGAUUCCUGAAGAACUGAUGAAACUUUUAGGUCUAGCUGUUUUGAACUUGUCAGCUAACCAUUUAACUGGUGAAAUUCCUGAAAGCAUUUCAGAAUUGAACCAGUUGCUAUCUCUUGAUCUCUCAAGCAAUAAGCUCUCAGGUCCAAUCCCUCCCAGCAUUUCUUCAUUGUCCUAUUUGGGGUACUGGAACUUAUCAAACAAUAAUUUAUCUGGUGAAAUCCCUUUCCAAGGACACAUAACAACUUUUGAUGCACCAUCUUUUGCUGGAAAUCCUGCUCUAUGUGGAGCUCCACUUGAUGUGAAUUGUACAGGCAAUGAGUUGGAUAAUGGAAAAAGGAGAGCUGAUGAGGAUGACAGUAACAAUGGCUUUACUGACCAGUGGCUUUACUUGAGCAUUGGAUUGGGAUUUGCAGCAGGGGUCAUAGUACCCUUUCUUGUUUUGGCAAUCAGAAGAUCUUGGAGCCAUGCAUACUUCUUGCUUGUGGACAGAACCGUUGAAGAAAUAUUAUCUUUGGCAAGAAAAAUUGUCGUGCAUUGGAGGAACCAUCGCCGUUUCAGGGUUUAG
Manihot esculenta (cassava) is the source of this 2451-nucleotide messenger RNA. Its product is annotated as receptor-like protein EIX2. Gene Ontology annotation, molecular function: protein binding. NCBI's taxonomy places the organism in Eukaryota, Viridiplantae, Streptophyta, Magnoliopsida, Malpighiales, Euphorbiaceae. The record is from RefSeq and is a predicted model, not a curated record. The coding region runs from base 1 to 2451 and encodes 816 amino acids. The transcript has 2 exons.